Vicia faba (fava bean) is the source of this 318-nucleotide messenger RNA. The record is from the annotation of a GenBank genome assembly. NCBI's taxonomy places the organism in Eukaryota, Viridiplantae, Streptophyta, Magnoliopsida, Fabales, Fabaceae.
AUGCUUUGGAAUAAAGCUAAAAAAGAAACAUGUGGCACAAGCAUCUCAUAUCCACCCUUCGAUCGUCUCAACGUCAUCAAGUUGUUGAAUCCUACGGUUAAAAACAAAGCUAGCACAGUCAUAGAGAUCAACAAACAAAGCAACCACAAAAUUUAUGCAGCUUUAGAUCAACAAUCUCUCGGUGUCUCUCCCCUAUGGAAUGGUAGAUUUGAGUUGAAGAGUUUCCACAUUGGUAAGUUCUUGCUCGCAGUAGAUCUCCUGGUUUCUAGGGUUUCUUUUUUUGAUAACUGUGCGUUUCAACACGAACAAGUGUUUUAG